Fraxinus pennsylvanica is the source of this 2022-nucleotide messenger RNA. NCBI's taxonomy places the organism in Eukaryota, Viridiplantae, Streptophyta, Magnoliopsida, Lamiales, Oleaceae. The record is from the annotation of a GenBank genome assembly.
AUGAAGGAGGCAGUGGAAAACUUUACUUUGGACUCGGAGUUGUGGCACGCCUGUGCUGGGGGCAUGGUUCAGAUGCCUUCAAUGAACUCCAAAAUCUUCUAUUUCCCGCAAGGACACGCUGAGCAUACUCUCAUUAAUGUGGAUUUCACUAACCUGCCGAGAGUCGCACCUUUGUUUCUCUGUAGAGUUGCCGCGGUGAAAUAUUUGGCAGACCCUGAAACAGAUGAGGUGUACGCAAAAAUUAGGUUGAUCCCAAUUGAGAACAAUAAACACAGUUUUGAAGACGAUGGAAGAUUGGGGAAUAAUGGAUCUGAAGUGAAUGAAAAGCCCACUUCUUUUGCAAAGACACUGACCCAAUCUGAUGCAAACAAUGGUGGGGGGUUCUCAGUCCCAAGGUACUGUGCGGAGACAAUUUUCCCGCGGUUGGAUUAUAUGGCCGAUCCUCCUCUGCAGACUGUAAUAGCCAAGGAUGUACAUGGAGAAACUUGGAAGUUUAGACAUAUCUACAGGGGAACGCCGAGAAGGCAUUUGUUGACCACUGGUUGGAGUACCUUUGUGAAUCAAAAGAAGCUGGUUGCAGGGGAUUCAGUUGUAUUUUUGAGGGCAGAAAAUGGGGAUCUUUGUAUUGGAAUUCGAAGAGCCAAGCGCAGUGGUGGCUUUGGUGGGCAUGAGACCCCAUCUGGGUGGAACUCUGGUGGUGCUGGAAAUUUAGGGGGAUUUUCAGCCUUUCUGAAGGAAGAUCAAAACAAGCUGAUGCAUAGAGAUGGUAAUAAUGGAAAUCUAGGGGAAAGGGGGAGAGUAAAGCCUGAAUCGGUUGUCAAUGCCACACUCCUUGCUGCCAGUGGUCAACCUUUUGAGGUAGUUUAUUACCCACGAGCAAGCACACCAGAGUUUUGUGUGAAGGCAGCAUCUGUGAGUGCUUCUAUGAGGAUCCAAUGGUGCCCUGGAAUGAGGUUCAAGAUGGCUUUUGAAACUGAGGAUUCCUCUCGUAUUAGCUGGUUUAUGGGAACUAUAGCUUCUGUUCAGGUUGCUGACCCGAUUUACUGGCCUAAUUCACUGUGGCGUCUUCUUCAGGUGAAGUGGGAUGAACCAGAUUUGCUGCAAAAUGUGAAGUGCGUUAGCCCAUGGCUAGUUGAAUUGGUCUCAAAUAUGCCUGUUAUUCACCUGUCACCAUUUUCACCACCAAGAAAAAAAUUGUGUUUACCGCAUCAUUCAGAUUUUCCAAUUGACGGCCGCUUUCCUAUGCCGUCAUUUUCAGGCAAUCCCAUUGGGCCAAGCAGUCCCUUUAGUUGUCUAUCUGACACUAUCUCUGCAGGCAUACAGGGAGCCAGGCAUGUUCAAAUCGGAGUACCAUUAACGGAUCUCCACCUUAGCAACAAACUACAGUUGGGAUUGUUACCACCUAGUGUCUUGCAUCUUGAUCCCCAUGCUAAAACAUCUGGUGAUAUUGAUGGAAGCCGUAUGAAUGGUAAUGAAAAUAUAUCUUGCUUGUUAAGCAUGGGGAAUUCUAGUAAGAAGUCAGAGAAAACGGACCAUGUAAUAAUGCCUCGGUUUGUACUCUUUGGUCAGCCAAUACUCACUGAGCAGCAGAUGUCUCUUGUCUGCUCCAGUGAUGCAGUUCAUAAAGUGUCAUCGGUAAGGGGUUCCUCAGGCUGUCAUGUAGCAGAACUUGGACUGGAUACUGGUCACUGCAAAGUAUUCUUGGAGUCUGAGGAUGUGGGUCGGACUCUUGAUCUAUCAGUUCUUGGAUCAUAUGAAGAGCUCUACAAAAGGUUAGAACACAUGUUUGGGAUUGAAAAAUCUGAGAUUGUGAGUCAUGUAUUCUAUAGCGAUGCAGCAGGUGGUGUUAAACAAGCUGGAGAUGAACCGUUCAGUGAGUUCAUGAAGACAACCAAACGAUUGACAAUUUUUGGGAGACCUGGUAGUCAAAGUGCUGAAAGGAAGUUGAUUACUGGUGUGGCAACUGCUGAACGUGGACUGGAUUCAUCUAACCGAGCAGGACCAAUGAGCAUAUUUGCUUAG